UUUCCGUUCAGAGUAUAAAAAUGCAGCCAGAAAACUUGAAAAGAACAUUUUGCUCACUGUGUCUAAAUACUAUAAGCGAUAUAAAUUGCGAUGUAUCAGGAGAAGUUCUAAAAGACGUACUGGAAGCUGUUUUUCCGAAUGUGUAUUUGAAGGAUAUAGAUAAACAUCCAAUAUGUAACACGUGUUCCGUAAAAUUGUUUGCUGCGUUUAAUUUUAAGUCUGCAUGUAUGAAUACUGAGAAUAUUAUUUUUUCUCAUAUUAAUACUAAUAAUACAUCAGUAAUUGAUCUAAAAGAAGUUUAUCGAAAGGAGAAUGGAAAUAUUCAAUUAAUCAAUAUAUCAGAAGAUCAAAGAUUUUGUCGGUUAUGUAUGCAGUUGGUAACAUAUGGAUUUGUGUCAGUAAAUAAAGUGGACGUUGACAUAAUCCAUACAUAUCUACCACAAGUUAUCUUUGGCGCUACCAGCCAUCCUGUUAUAUGUGGAUCAUGUUUUGAUUCGCUUCGUACCCAUGGUGCUUUUUUAAAGAACUGCCUUAAUGCACUUAAAAAAUUUAAAAACAUUGAUAAACAGAGCCACAUUAAAACUGAUGACAUUUCAAUAAAACUGGAAGAAGAUUGUCAGGAUGCACAGGAGAAACAUGAAAACAUUGACAUUCAGUCUUAUAUUAAAUCUGAAGAGAUUGAAAUAAAGAUAGAGAAAUAUGAUCUAGAUGGCAAUCCACCUUCAUUCGAUUUAGAUAAUGAAACAGUUGAAAACAAGAGAUCCAUUUGUGAAAAUAUAGAGGAAAUAAAGUUUGAAUGUAUAUAUAAAUACGAAACGGGAUUAAACGAAAAUUGUAAUGAAGAAAUACCCAGAAGCAAAAAGCCUAGAUUUCAGAAUUGUGAGCCUUCAUUAGAUACAUCAUUGCACCAAUGUGAUAAAUGUAAAGUUAAGCUUAAAACUAAUCUGAAACGGCAUCAGUUAAUACAUAAAAGCUUUUCAGAAGUCAAGACGUACAAGUGUGAUAUAUGUAGUUAUGAAACUAAAUAUAAGAAUCAUUUAAAAGAACAUCAGUUAUGGCACAAAGACCCUUCAGAAAUCCAAAUGUACAAAUGUGAAACUUGUACUUACGAAACCAAAUAUAAGAAAGCUCUAAAAGUUCAUCAAAUAUUACACAAAGACCCUUUAGAAAUCCAAAUGUACAAAUGUGAUAUUUGUACUUACGAGACUAAAUAUAAGGGAUACAUAAAAGAGCAUCAGUUAAAACACAAAAACCCUUCAGAAGUCCAAAUGUACAAGUGUGAUGCCUGUAGUUUUGAAACUAAACGUAAGAGUCAUGUCAAAAGGCAUCAGUUGUUGCACAGAAAUCCUUCAGAAAUCCACAUGUACAAAUGCGAUAUUUGUACUUAUGAAAGUAGAUAUAAAGAAGAUCUAACAGCACAUCAGUUAAUACAUAAAGACCAUUCAGAAAUUAAAAUGUACAAAUGUGAUACUUGUCCUUAUGAAGCUAAACAGAGGAGAUAUCUAAAAGAUCAUCAGUUAGUUCACAAAGAUCCUUCNUUUAAUUUUAAGUCUGCAUGUAUGAAUACUGAGAAUAUUAUUUUUUCUCAUAUUAAUACUAAUAAAACAUCAGUAAUUGAUCUAAAAGAAGUUUAUCGAAAGGAGAAUGGAAAUAUUCAAUUAAUCAAUAUAUCAGAAGAUCAAAGAUUUUGUCGGUUAUGUAUGCAGUUGGUAACAUAUGGAUUUGUGUCAGUAAAUAAUGUGGACGUUGACAUAAUCGAUACAUAUCUACCACAAGUUAUCUUUGGCGCUACCAGCAAUCCUGUUAUAUGUGGAUCGUGUUUUGAUUCGCUUCGUACCCAUGGCGCUUUUUUAAAGAACUGCCUUGAUGCACUUAAAAAAUUUAAAAGCAUUGAUAAACAGAGCCACAUUAAAACUGAUGACAUUUCAAUAAAACUGGAAGAAGAUUGUCAGGAUACACAUGAGAAACAUGAAAACAUUGACAUUCAGUCUUAUUUUAAAUCUGAAGAGAUUGAAAUAAAGAUAGAGAAAUAUGAUCUAGAUGGCAAUCCACCUUCAUACGAUUUAGAUAAUGAAACAGUUGAAAACAAGAGAUCCAUUUGUGAAAAUAUAGAGGAAAUUAAGUGUGAAUGUAUAUAUAAAUAUGAAACGGGAUUAAACGAAAAUUGUUAUGAAGAAGUACCCAAAAGCAAAAAGCCUAGAUUUCAGAAUUGUGAGCUUUUAUUAGAUACACCAUUGUACCAAUGUGAUAAAUGUAAAGUUAAGCUUAAAACGAAUCUGAAACGGCAUCAGUUAAUACAUAAAAGCUUUUCAGAAGUCAAAACGUACAAGUGUGGUACGUGUAGUUAUGAAACUAAAUAUAAGAAUCAUUUAAAAGAUCAUCAGUUAUGGCACAAAGACUCUUCAGAAAUCCAAAUGUACAAAUGUGAAACUUGUACUUACGAAACUAAAUAUAAGAAAGCUCUAAAAGUUCAUCAAAUAUUACACAAAGACCCUUUAGAAAUCCAAAUGUACAAAUGUGAUAUUUGUACUUACGAGACUAAAUAUAAGGGAUACAUAAAAGAGCAUCAGUUAACACACAAAAACCCUUCAGAAGUCCAAAUGUACAAGUGUGAUGCCUGUAGUUUUGAAGCUAAACGUAAGAAUCAUCUCAAAAGGCAUCGGUUGUUGCACAGAAAUCCUUCAGAAAUCCACAUGUACAAAUGUGAUAUUUGCACUUAUGAAAGUAGAUAUAAAGAAGAUCUAACAGUACAUCAGUUAAAACAUAAAGACCAUUCAGAAAUCCAAAUGUAUAAAUGUGAUACUUGUAUUUACGAAACUAAAUACAAAAGUUGUCUGAAAAAGCACCAGUUAAUGCACAAGGACUCUUCGGAAAUCCAAAUGUACAAAUGUGAUACUUGUGAUUAUGAAAGCAAAUAUAAGAAAGGUCUAAAAAUUCAUCAAUUAUCUCACAAAGAUUCUUCAGAAAUCCAAAUGUACAAAUGUGAUAAUUGUUCUUAUGAAACUAAAUUUAAGAAUCAUCUAAACGUACAUCAGUUAACACACAAAGACCCUUCAGAAAUCCAAAUGUACAAAUGUGAUAUAUGUGCUUAUAAAAGUAAAUAUAAGAAAGGUCUAAAAGUCCAUCAAUUAUCACACAAAGACCCAUCGGAAAUCCACAUGUACAAGUGUGAUAGUUGUGUUUAUGAAACUAAAUAUAAAGGUAUUCUAAAAUAUCAUCAGUUAAUACACAAAGACAAUUUGGAAGUUCAGAUAUACAAGUGUGAUAUUUGUACAUUUGGAACUAAGUUUAAAAGAAAUCUAAAAUCGCAUCAAUUAAAACACAAAGAUUCUUCAGAAAUCCAAAUGUACAAAUGUGAGGUUUGCACCUACGAAACUAAAUAUAAAAAUGGUUUAAAUAAGCAUCAGUUGAUACACAAAGAUAGUUUGGAAGUACAGAUCUACAAGUGUGAUAGAUGUACUUAUGAAACCAGGCGUAAAAAUAAUCUCAAAAAUCAUCAGUUGUCUAAGCAUAAAAAUCAAGACUCAAUUGUUCAAUUGUAAUAUGUGCAGUUUUUAAACUAAAUAUAUAAGGGCUUUUUAAAGAAAUAUUUAAAUAAUGUGAUAAUGUUAUACUUAUAUUUGUCUAUGUUACUAUUAUUAUUAUUAUAAAUACGUUAGAUAUUAUGUGUACCUACAGUGUAG
Messenger RNA from Anoplophora glabripennis (Asian longhorned beetle), 3683 nucleotides. Its product is annotated as zinc finger protein 99-like. Lineage: Eukaryota; Metazoa; Arthropoda; Insecta; Coleoptera; Cerambycidae. Gene Ontology annotation, biological process: regulation of transcription by RNA polymerase II. Gene Ontology annotation, molecular function: zinc ion binding; chromatin insulator sequence binding. The record is from RefSeq and is a predicted model, not a curated record. Bases 21 to 3542 code for a protein of 1173 amino acids. The transcript has 6 exons. Gene Ontology annotation, cellular component: nucleus; chromosome.